Vitis vinifera (wine grape) is the source of this 753-nucleotide messenger RNA. RefSeq lists its product as uncharacterized. The record is from RefSeq and is a predicted model, not a curated record. The transcript has 3 exons. The coding region runs from base 165 to 680 and encodes 171 amino acids. Lineage: Eukaryota; Viridiplantae; Streptophyta; Magnoliopsida; Vitales; Vitaceae.
CCGUACAAAUGUUUUGGAAUUCUGUUUUUUGUGCUUUGUGUAUGCUUGCUGUCUUUCUCAUAGCUAGCUUUAGGGUUGUUCCCCUCCUCCUCUUUGCUUGAUAUAAAAUCGAACCGAAGCCCACAGAAGAAAAUCUCUCAUGUAAGUCUCCUAGGAAGGAAGCAAUGGAACUGAUAGUCAUCACUAUGCUAUGUAUUGGCCUCCUAAUUUUGCUGACUCCCUGUGCUUCUCUCCAAAUUCAGCUGCAACCAUGGCACGGGCAAGGUAAUCUCUCUCUCUCUCUCACACACACACGUGUACACACACACACACAAACACAUAUUCAUGUUGAUGAUCUUAUUUCUUUGCCUGUUCAAGCAGCCCAUGAUGAUCUUAUUUCUCUGCACCUUGGAGAUGCCUAUGAUCUGCAGCAGCAUUCUUUCUCUAAAAUGUCAAGGAAGCUCAGACUCAUUCAGGUGAAAAGAGAUGGAGAAAAAGAUUCCAUGUCUCAGCACCACAAGAAAAAGGCAGAUUUUUCAGGUAAGCCAUAUGACAAAGAACCGGGCCUGAGGCGUGGAAGAGGUGGAACAAUGAAGGAAUGGAUGGAGGGGGCCGACAUGUCUCAGUUCUUUACUAUGGAUUAUUCCCACGUGAGAAGACGACGACCCAUACAUAACAAGUCUGUGCCGGUUGGUCCUUGAAACAUGGACAUAUCAGAUUUCAUUUCCAGAGUACAAAACAAACUUUUUUAAUACACUACUAAAUAAAGUAAUG